Messenger RNA from Meloidogyne enterolobii, 663 nucleotides. The record is from the annotation of a GenBank genome assembly. Lineage: Eukaryota; Metazoa; Nematoda; Chromadorea; Rhabditida; Meloidogynidae.
AUGAGACUGUCCAGUCGAAACACUCCCACAACAGCCAGAUUUUGUCUUCCAGCAAGUGUUGAAUUUCGUCUGGUGGUUGUUCAGCCUCCAAUUGAUUCGACUUAUUUUCUGGACAAAUUUUGUCGUUGGAUCAAACCUUUUGGGUUUGGUUGAUGGGAGUAUUGAUUUUUUAGAUUCCCCGCGUCUUUGCUGCAAGAAUUUAUUAAUCCGAGAAGUAUUUGGUUCCUCUUUAUUUUUUGUUUCCAAGCAAUUUUGUUGCUGGAAUUUAUUUAUGUUGGGCGUGUAGAAGCCCGGUUGUUUUGUAAACGUUUCCUUUUUGAUUUUAUUCUUUUUUAUAUUUUUUGCGCGUGUUUUUUGCACGAAGGAUCGAAGACGAUCAUCGGAAUUGGUUUUCCAUUUUUCCGAUUUUGUCGGAUUUUCAUACUUCUCAUUACUCCCAUUUAUCGAAUAUCUUAAUUUUUCUUUUUCUUCUAGGAUUUUCCUUUUUGAUGGAUCUUCUUUGUUCCUGGAAAUAGCCCAAUUAUUUAGAUUGAGAUCCAUUUGAUCUUGUUCAGACUUCGAACAUAUUUCGAUCAGUCCGAUUUUCUUUUUGACAAAUUUGAAAGAGCCAUUUUUAUUUUCUUUUUCUUCCGAUUUUUCCGGAAUCAUUUUUUCUUUUAAGGA